Messenger RNA from Paramuricea clavata, 13526 nucleotides. The record is from the annotation of a GenBank genome assembly. NCBI's taxonomy places the organism in Eukaryota, Metazoa, Cnidaria, Anthozoa, Malacalcyonacea, Plexauridae.
GUCAAACACCUCAAUCAAGUGGGCAUCCCGUUGGGAUUAUAUUUUGGAAUCCAUACCGCAUACAAGUAUCCAAUGGUUCAGGUUCGUAUACCAUUGCAUGUUCACAACCUUGAAAAUAAUACUAUCGUGGACAUUGGACAUGACUCACAUGAGCUGCAUGCAGUAUUUUCAUUUCAAAUGCGUCUAGUGUUGUGGCAAUGUGUGUCCAUAAAAAAUGGGGCUAAUCACAUUGUAGCAGAAUUCAGGAUUUCUAUUUGAUUGAUGAUUCUUUUGCAAUAUGCACCUAAUUUUGCAAUAUUAAAAAAAAUCUUAAAAUUUCCAAGAAAUAACAAUUUAGUAUUAUAUGUUGUAAUACAUGUAUUCUUAUUUCUAGCAUUAUGAAUUCUCUGGUGAUUGUUCUCUUCCUAUCUGGCAUGGUGGCAAUGAUUAUGCUGAGAACCUUGCACAAAGAUAUUGCUCGAUAUAACCAACUGGACACCUCCGUAAGUGCACAUAUAGAUUUGGGUAAAUUUGUGUACAUGUUUCUCACAUAAGAUUGUACUUUCAUUCAAAAUUGCGAAACCCUAUAUUUUUUGCUCACAUCUGUUACUAAUUCACCCAUUCACAAUCUCCUUCCAAGUUGUAUUAAAGGUACUGUAACAGUUAUAUAAUAUAAUUAAAUUUAAUUAUAAAACAAGAUGCAUGGGCAAUAGCAGGAGGCUAUCUUUAAAACGGGGAAUCCGGGAAUCCUAGUGGCGACUUCCGAUACGCUGGCCCAGGGGCGUAGCGACUGGGGUGUGGGGGGAGGGGGUUAAUCCCCCCAACUGUGAAACUCAAGUAAAAAUCAGGUAAAAUUCAAGUUGAAAUCAGUUUGAGAUUUCAGGUAAAAUUUGCGUAAUAAAGUCGUUAUUUUCGUGAAAUGAUAACCAUUUUUGUAUCUGCGCAGCAGAUAUACCAUGCUAUCGAGUUUGCUUUAUCUGUUAGCUGUUAGCUUGCAGCCAAUCAGUGUCUAGUAUUUUAGCUUGUGAUCGUCCCUAGCCAAUCAGCGCACUAUGCGGAAAUGACUAUUCAGUGUAGAACAUAUAGAUCAGUGAGAAAACCGUAGAAUCGCAGCAGCCUGUUCGCAGGCUAAAUCAACAUGGCGGUACGUUUCGAGGUUUCGAGCUAAUUUCGAGGAGUACUUUAUAUAUUUUUACUCUUGUCGACUUGAACUGUGUUUGAAGUGUUUUUGUUUUUAGGUAAGAAUUAACGAAUCAUAAUCAACAAUUUUUAAUGUACUAAUGUGUAAACAAUAUUCAAUGAAGGCUACUAGUAUUUAAUAAACAUGAAUGCAAUUUCUACGAUGUAUAAAAUAGGAGCUAUAUUUCCAGCAAAAGUUUUUUAAUAUGUAUGGUAUUGCUACUAUUAUACGACCAAAAAGUUUGAAUGUGCAUGAUUGACCUGUUUGCUGCAGUAAUUUAUGUUCCUUGAAUAGUUUAUGUAUAUUACUCAAGUCUCAACAGUUGACGUUGGCAAAUCCAAAUGUAAUCCAUGCAUUAUAAAUAUAAACAAUUGACAGAAAAUUAGUUUCAUGUGAUUUUAUAUACAAUAAAGUUUGAAAAACUGUCAAAAUUCUAUGAGUAUGGAUCAUUGACAUAUAUAUGAUUUCAAUGUAAAUGUUAACUUCUAUAUAUAUUGUUUGUUGUUUAAAUUUGGAUGCUAUAUAUAUGUCAAUGGUAUGGAUUGUAACAACACCUGCUAUCCUGACCCUAUGGCAUCUAAAAUGUUUUGCAUAUCUCGAUUAUAUGGCGAUGAUAAAGAAGAUUGUCAAGUUAUCAGUGUGACAUCCCAGUUUAUGUAUCAACAUUAUGAUGUCACAACUCAGUUGACCUAUUAAGGAAACCUUUGUUACUGUUAUGGUAAUAAUCUGAAAUACUACUGCAAGUGGAAUUUAUAGCAGCUAUUUCAUUCAAUAUGAAAACUAGACCUGAAAACUUUGUUCUACUGUAUAUAAUAUAUGCUAGUGAUAUUAAUUUUAAAAGUAUUGUAUUGUAUUUUGUGCAAGUGUAGUAUUGUUUGAAUGGAAUUUGUAUUUCGUGACUGCAUGAUUAUUUGUUAUGAUCAUAAUCACAUUGUAAAAUUAGUAUUUUAAAUUAUCUUUCCCCUGUUUACAGCCCUGGUAGAUGUGUACUAUGCUUGAUCUUAAUACCUAAUUUGCUAUUAUAUAAUAAGUGAUGAAAUAUAUAUUUCAAUUGUUCAUUGGUGUCACACAUCUGUCUAAACUACAACAGCUACAAAAUACAGCAGCACGUCUUAUCUGUUCUAUCCCUAAACAUGAUCACAUCACUCUGACUCUCAUCAAAUUACACUGGCUUUCUGUUCGAUUAAGGAUCAAGUUCAAAAUUGCCAUGCUUGCUUUUAUAUGUAUCCAUCAGUAUGCACCUCUCUAUCUUGUCAAUCUUUUAAAAGUAAGAAAUACAUCCUGGUAUAGUCUCUAAGAUCUAACGAAGGCACAUUGCUUGAAGAUUAUAGUGCAAAAACAAAGAAAACACUCCGCGACAGAGCAUUCGUAACCUCCACUCCAAAAAUCUGGAAUGAAUUACCUAUGUUUAUAAGAAAUCUGCAUAACUUUAGUAUUAUUAUUUUCAAGAAGCCUUUAAUGUAAAUACUUCAUGUAACAUAUAAUCUAUAUAACCUUGUUUAUGUUUUUUAGAAUAAUUUUAGUGUAAUUAUGUUGUGAUGCGCAUUUGAUCAUAUGCUAUAACAUGUUAAUUUGCGCAAUAUAAAUAUUAAAUAUUAUUCAUUUCCUUCCAAGAAAAUACUAAAUCUGACUCCUGUUUUGCGCAGAUACAUGUACGCGUAGCGUACCUAUUUUUGUAAAAUACAGUGAAUUGAGAUCCAAAUCGUUUGCGAAUUUGUUUUAGAAAACGCCAGAAAAGCAGUCCUGUAGCUUGAAAAAUGUAAAAAUUUUCAGGGGGAGGACCCCCAGACCCCCUUCUUCGGAAACUUAGUAUGACAGUGGAAAUCAAUGGAAAAAAUUAUCUAUUAUAAUUAAUGCAUUUCAGGUAAAUUCUUAGCAUUGUCAUUGAAGUUCAAAUUUCAGGUAAAAUCCUCCAACACCCCCCAACUUCAGAUGCUUCGCUACGUGCCUGCGCUUGCCCUCGUGCUUUUUGCGACCACAGCGCAUGAACAUAACCUGUUGUUGGUAUCGGUAUUCGAAGUCGAACUUAAACUCUCUAUUUUCCCGUACAACUCGAACGGUCGAAGUCAUGAAAAACAUAAUCAGGCGAGAGCAAAAUACAAACUCCGCAACAUUUACAAAUAAAGUUUUAUUAAAGUAUAGUUUCAGACUUUCAGUUGUACAAAUUUAUCUCUGGUCUUCAGUCUUGGUUAGUAAAACUACACUUGGAGGCAGACCAUGAUUUAUUCGCCUUCGCUUUAUUAGCGAUGGCAUUUUAAAGCUUCCAUACACUCCAGACAUUAUGAAUGUCAGCAGGAAAAAGCGACUGGCAAACGUGUUACCGCUAUUAUAUUUGACAAUCGCAAUCACAAUCAAAGCAAUGAAAUAUUAUAUUAUAUGUAAGUGCCAACAAAAAAUGGCGACGAUGCAUACCGAAACUCUUUAAUUUAGCGCAAUCAUGGCUAUUACACAUUCGCUUUAGUUUAUAUCCUGCGUUGAAGUUUACAUUAAAUGCCCGUUUAAAAGUAUUAAACUGGGUUUUUUUCACGACUUCGUGUCCUGCAAUUCUGGUGUGACGUCAAACUUUCGAUUAAGCUUCAUUUUCUUUUAUUGCAUAAAUUGUAAAUUGAAUAAAUUAAAUUAAAUCCAAUAAAAUUUUUAUCCGAUUCCCGGAUUCCCCGUUCCCUGUUCCCCGUUCCCCGUUCCCUGCCAUAGCAGGAAGCGGUUAAAAUUUAUCGGUCAAAAAUAUAAUCCCAAACAUUAAGAAUUUACGGGGAAUAAUAAAAGGUCUCUGUAGAUAUUCUCAACUUUCUUUCAUGAAUUUGGUCAAACAUAAUUUUUUUUGCCACUUGCCUUUAGAAACGCAUCAUUUGCAGUCCUUGAAACUCAGGUCCGCAUUCGGCAGUGCCGAUCUAAUUGCAAUUAACAGAAAUUUUUACAUGAACGCACUUUUCAUAUACACGUUUUGUAGGACAACUAUAUACUACAAUUUUCAGUUGAGCGUGAAUGUGGUAUAUAGUUGUGUCGCAUUAUGUUUCGACGACAGUAUUUUGGGGGUUUUGUUCGCCAGUGAUAGAUAUAUAAAAUCAAUUUUUGACUUUCAUGUUGUCUAUUUUUUCGAAAAUGUUUGGCGACGUAGCUAGAUUAAGAACGAUCGUUUUCAGGUCGGCAAUUGCUGGCCGACUUGAAAUUUCAGGAGUUUCAAGGGCUGCAUUUGUUAUUAUUGUUUUCCAACAUCUCAGGACGAUGCGCAAGAAGAGUUUGGUUGGAAACUUGUUCAUGGUGAUGUUUUCCGUCCUCCUGGCAAAGGCAUGCUACUUUCUGUCAUGUUGGGUACUGGUACUCAGGUUGUCACUAUGACUUCAAUAACACUUGGUAAGAUAGGUUUAAACCUUCAAUGCCUAGAAAGCACAAUUUCUUGUGCUAACAUUAACGAGACUGAUUGCAUAUCUAAUAUGUCUCAGCCAAGAACUCAUAAUAUAUAUAGGAUAUUAGACGGUUGCGAAGAGAUAUGGAUUUUAUGUUCGAGUGGCAAAAACAAUAUCUCACGAGUGAGCGCAGCGAACGAGUGAGAUAUUGUUUUUGACACGAGAACAUAAAUCCAUAUCUUCUCGCAACCGUUUAAUGUUCUGUUUAUUAUAUGGACUUACUCAGAGUGACAAAAAUACACACAAAGACGACAUGUAAAUAAGCACGCGAAAGACCAGUAUAAAAGCGAUAUUUUUUAAAAUUAUACGGCAAACAUAAAACUAUAGAAUAAAUUUUACUUAUCUCAACAUGUCUUUUAAACGUUUUCAUUUUAUUUCCAAUGUUAAUUUCGUUUUAAAUGCGAACCAUAGACCAUUUGUAUUUUUAAAACAACAACAGUGAAAAUGGCGGGAAAUUUUCAUAACUUCGUAUGUCACUAGCAGGGGUGAAAUACGGAAAAUACGCGCACCUGGCCCCGGAUGUAGUGACGUAUGAGUUCUACGAGUGGUUUAGUUUCCAGUAAAGCACCAUUGUCCAUAUAAUAAAUAAUAAUACGUUUCAUCGUUUCUAACUUUCUUCCUUGAUUAUUACAUAGUGUUUGCUUGUCUUGGAUUCCUGUCACCAGCAAAUCGUGGAGCACUGAUGACUACUGUUUUGGUAAGCCUUCUUAAAACAGCUGUAUAUUAAGAACUCGCCUAAAUAGUUAUAUUACAUGUAGAUGUUGUUACUCCGAGUAUAGAUCAACACCAGCAAGCUGACUGAGAUUGGUUGACCGCGUUGAGAACCUAGCCCGCGGUCCUUCGGUUUCUGGUUCAAUCCCCUACCACUCGGAACAUACAGUAUAUUGCCUCUGUAUUCAAUGAGGCAGCUAUAUACGGAAUGAGAGAUACAACUACCUUAAAAUAUACGCAGAACUUCCGAUCGACAUUUCGGACAAAGACCCUUCGUCGGGAAAUUAGUAAUCAAUCCAUAUUUUCCAUAUAUCUGUAUUCAAUCCAUAUUUGUAAUAUGUGUGGCACAAUAGUUGGGUUUUGGUGGCGCUAUCAUCAGAGUAAGCGCCUUUCAUCUCUGAGAUCCUGGCUUCGAUUUUCCCUACGGACUCGUGUGAAAAGUGUCUGUCAUCGUUCUGCUGAAAGUCGUUGGUCUGCUCCUGGCUCUCCGGUUUCCUCCCACAGGGAAAGUUGAGAGGAUGGGAUAGAAUAACAUAGUUACUGUAGGACAGUAAUAUCACUGAAAAGUGUAAAGCCUGGAUGCAUGGGUCAUGGGGAGUAAGCCGAAUAACGAUAAUGUAUAUAUAUAUAUAUAUAUAUAUAUAUAUAUAUAUAUAUAUAUAUAUAUAUAUAUAUAUAUAUAUAUAUAUAUAUAUAUAUAUAUAUAUAUAUAUAUAUAUAUAUAUAUAUAUAUAUAUAUAUAUAUAUAGGACCUUAUAGAUAAACUAUGUGAUGACGUGUUUAACCCAAUGUAGGUAUUGUUUGUCUGCCUUGGUGGAUUUGCCGGAUAUGUUGCGGCCCGAAUCUACAAAUGUAAGUUUAUAUACGGUCGAAGCUGUAUUAAUCAGCCAUGCUUAUAAGGAAUUGUUUUUAGUCAAUUCAAUAUCAUGUAGUACAUAUUCAUGUUCUGUUUGUUUGCUCUGUAGUAUUUGGUGGUGAACGAUGGAAAACCAAUGUCCUAAUGACUUGCUUUUUGUUUCCUGGGUAUGUAAUAGUGCAAUUAUAGUAAUUUAUAAUUUUCUCGCGCGAAUCGACAAUAUUCUCUAAUUAGAGAUGAGCUGAUUAAUCCGAAAUUUGAAAGAAUCGGUAAUCGGCGGACAAUGAUGCUAUUUGUUUGGUUUCCUUUGAAAGCUCAGUUCCUUACCAAUAUGCUACUGAAGGACACUUUAACUUUUUUAAAAAAGAUUAUUAUUAUAACCGUAUGUUAUUGGACUCUUAGUGGAACAUACGUGUUAGGGUUUCCAUGAAAUUUUCAAGUUGCAAAUCGUCAACCUAACAAAUUUCCUACAUGAUUUUAUACAACUCUUUUUCAAUUGUUUAAGGAGGAAAAAAUGCGAAUAAACGAAUUAAUCUAACGCACAGUCGUCUAUUGAUGACUGGCAACAACGGUAAUCGGUAGAUGCCAAUUAAUCCGCCGAUUAUUCGGUAUAAUUAGUCUUCAAAUAAUCGACUUCGGUGAUCAGCAAUUUUUACGAUUGUCUCGUACAUGUAUCCAUCCUUAAUUCAAAUAAAUAUAUAACGGAUUAAAGUCCUAAAACCUUUGGUAGGUCAUUCUUAGAUUAGGAUUGGGGCUAGAAUUAGGAUAUUGGUUAAAAUGGGGGAAAGAAAUGGGAUAAAGAUUGUAAGGACAAGAUAUUGUUGAAGGAUAAUAAAAUUGUUCUACUGAUUCAAAGAAGUGUAACAUGUUCCUGCAUGGCUGCCAUUUGAUGUAAUCUACCGUAUAUAUAGUCAUCUUACUCUCACUAUCUUCUCAAUAGAAUCAUCUUCGCAAUUUUCUUUGUGUUAAACUUGGUAUUGUGGGCCGAACAGUCUUCUGCUGCCAUUCCAUUUGGAACAUUAGUCGCUUUACUUGCCUUGUGGUUUGGAAUAUCUGUCCCGCUCGUAUUUGUUGGAGCGUAUUUUGGUUUCCGAAAGCCAGUAAGUUAUGAACUGUUGCAGUAUAUAUAGGGUGAUUAUCGAAAUUUAGGGUCAUUUCGUUCGGUACAACUAAUAGAUGGGCUUUUUGUAGGUGGAAUAUUCGAUCAUAAAUUCACUGUAUAUACAUUUUUAGUCCUAUACAGGUAUACUGUAACCAGGAUCAGUUUGGAAAAAUGCAACACUAGUUUGAAUCUGGAAGGAAUCGAACCUGCGGCCCUGCGAUUGUGGUGCAGUGCUCUAACCAACUGAGCUACAGAAUCCAGUUGACGAGCAUUAUAAACCACAAUUUGCAUGCGAAUAUUCCAUGCAUCUACAAAAAAAAAACCAUCUCCUAUGGACCUUUCCCCUUAUAACUAAAAUUUUGAUCUAGACAAAAAUUUCAUCACAUGCAGCUUGAAAGAGCAUCACAAAAUUAGUAAUAUUCCAAAGUUUCGUUGCGAAAUGUUGUAAAAUGAGGAUAAUAUAGCCUUGCGAAAUUUGCCGUUUUUCAGUCAUUUUGUAUUACGCAUGGGAAAUUGACAGCUCAAUCGGGUGUUGGGACAUCAAUUCCCCGUUUGUAAUACAAAAUGACUGAAAAUUGCAAAUUUCGCAGGGCUAUAUUAUCCGCAUUUUACAACAUUUCGCAACGAAACUUCGGAAUAUUACUAAUUUUGUGAUGCUCUUUCAAGCUGUGAUGAAAUGUUUGUCUAGACUUGUCUAGAUCAAAAUUUUAGUUAUAAGGGGAAAGGUCCAUUGGUUUCAAGAUGUUACACAUGGUGAUAUAAACUUAAUAUGUAAUUGGCACCAGCCUUGGGUGGGACCGGAUUCCUUUCUUUAGCCACAAGACAGUGCUAUCGACACUUACAAUAUAUGUGAGCAAGUACUUUAAAUAAUGACAAAUAUUUUCAUAUUUUCUUAUGAACGACCUAAUUACUUUGACAAUUGCCAUUACCUUUAGCCACCAUGUAUUUAGCCUGUGGAACGCAGUCUACCAUCUCACUAAGUGACACGCACUUAUAUCUACAAACAUGCAAUGCUAAAAUAUUCCUACAUGUAAAAGUACUCAAUGGUUAUUUUUUCCAGGUGAUUGAAUUACCAGUACGUACAAACCAAAUCCCUCGUCAGAUUCCAGAACAGGUAGAGUAUUCUACUACAUACACUAAUAAAUUGUAAUGGUGUCCUUGGAAUUUUUCCCUAAGGACGCUAUGGAAUCAUAACAGCAAAACUACAUUACUGUACAUAAUACAUAUCUGACUGCGCCUCUCUAUACAAUACAUAUCUGAACGCGCCUUUCUACAGGGGCGUCUAUGGGCUCGUAAAAGCCCCAACAUGAUGGACUGCCGUCUAAUUUUUUACCUCGUAUCAAAGUUUUCCCUUUCACACUCGUGUUAUAGCACAUUCAUGUUAUAUGUAUACUUAGAUCGUGUACGUCAGCAAUUACUUUGUGUACUUCAGUCGAUCUAUUCUCGUUUUUCAAGACAUCAAAUACAUGUGUGUUAAAUGUAUUUUAACAUCUUAUUCUAUGUUGCUAGAGUUUCUACAGUCGCGCAGUUCCCGGAAUAACCAUGGGAGGUGUUUUGCCAUUUGGUUGUAUUUUCAUUCAGCUUUUCUUUGUCCUCAAUAGCAUCUGGUGAGCCCAAAUCAUCGUAAUUGAAUAUUUUUCCGAGGUUCCUUCUCGCAUAUACAUGUAACUUCGUUGUAAAUUCUAUUAUUGAAUGCAUAGCAAGAAAUAAUAUUUUUGUUUCUGGGAUCCUAAGUUUUGGAGUCAAAGUUUUCUGCCAAGCUCACUAAUAUUCUUCCUAAUUAUUUAUUUUAUGUGCCUGUGUUAGCAUUAUGCAAUGUCCUAAAACAUUUUGCCAACUAAAGGCGGAUUUCCAGUCCUUGCACGAAGUUCCUCGCUGCGAGUGCAUGCAUGAGCACUUUCAUCCAAUCACAAUGCUAAACAGUUAAUUUUAAUUAGAUGCAAGCACUCGCAGCGAGUUGCGAGGAGCUUCGUGCGAGGACUGGAAAUCCGCCUUAAGCCAGGUCUGAAAAUUUCCUGGAACCCUAGGGCGCUUUUCAUUUAAUGGCCUGACCGGUCAGACCCGAAUUUUUGUAUCUGUAUUAGAUCUGGUCUAUGUUUCUCGAACAUCUAGCGAAAAUGGACCUCAUUCUAAUUUUAUCUAAGUUUUCCGGUCAGGUAGGUCCGAGGCCCAAACGUUUUGUGUCCCAUUCAACAAUUUGACCGUUCUGACCGGUUUGGCCGUGUUAAUGAAAAGUGCCCCUAGAUGCCAGGAUCCACUAUUAUUUCCUGCUACCCAUAGUAUAACUAUUGUAUUGUCUGUAUGAGGAUGUUUGCUCAUUUGAGGACUAAGGAGUUGUUAUUAGAUAGUAGUUAAGGGAAUCCAGAUAGUUGUAAAAACAAGGGAUGGGUUUUGUACUUUCAUUAAAGUGUUACAGGAGAGCCUGCAGAUAGGGCACUUUCUCUUUUUCGGAAAGAACCCUCAAUACGAAUGUGCUCUAUACACAGUAAUAUAACAUAAUUUUUCAUUUUGUUCUAAAGGUCGCAUCAAAUCUAUUACAUGUUUGGUUUUCUUUUGCUUGUCUCCGCAAUAUUGAUGAUAACAGUUUCAGAAACUUGUAUUCUACUUUGCUACUUCCAUCUGUGUGCCGAGGUAAGAAGUAGAACUGUUGAAUUCUAACUUUGUGUACAUUUAAGUAUCACAGGCUAGACUACUCGUCCUAUUGUGAAUUUCUAUUGAAAUGAAAUUCUCCUACGAUGGACCUCAUUUUUUUGAAAAAAGUGGUGUUUAAAGUGCUGCUGCAACGAAUUUCUCGACCUAUACUUUUUACUUUAAUUAAAUUUGACCAUCAUACGAUGUCUAGAAGUUGCCACAUUUUGCCUCUCAAAUUGGUUAUCGCAUGCGAUAUGUUGAUGCCGUGUGACGUCAUAAGUUGAACGGAUAUGGAGACUGCAGGGGCGUUUGUAGAGAAUUAUACAGCGCUUCGAUCAAUAAUAUAUCGCUGUGGAAUUUUGCCAGAUUUACUUAUUUUCCCCAGAAAAUCACAAGUUCUGUACCUUGUUUGACGACGGUUCAACUCAUGUUUAACUGUAUGACAUCAAGGGCAUCAUGGCGGAGCAAAAUUUGGCGGAACAAAACUUCGCAUAGAAAGUGCAAAAAAUGAGUUCGAAUAGGCCAAUUUUAAUUCUGUUUGUGACAAGCAGGUAACGAUGGAAUCUACUUAUUUAAGCUAAAAAAGCAAGUCAAAAAUAUUGUUGCAGUAUAGCACUUUAAAGUAAGCUUAAAUAAAAAAACAUAUUUCUAACCUUGUGUUGUCUUCGUAGGACUAUCAUUGGUGGUGGAGGUCUUACCUUACCGGUGCAUGUACAGCAAUAUAUCUCUUCAUGUAUUCAAUCUAUUAUUUCCAUAAACUGACUAUAGUUGGAACUACCAGCUCAGUCUUAUACUUCGGGUAUACUUCCAUUAUGGUUAUACUCUUCUUCCUCUAUACAGGUAUGGAAAUAUAUUGCAAUUGAUGACGUCUUGCGUAAAAUGACAAAAUUUGUUUAUACCCCAUUCACAACUUCAUGUAGCUCACGUUCUUGCAUACCAAUGCAAUUCACAGUAGCGUAGCAUAGUUGCAUGUAUAUAUUAUACAGUAGCGUAGUAUAGCUCUAUGUUAUAUGUAUAUAACUCUGUGUAUUAACAUUACCUGCUGCGUGUUCAUACCCAAACAGUCGGGUUAUUUUGUAUGAAAUACCCCCUAUUCGUAAGAACUCGUCUUGGCGCAAAUACCAGUUGUAUUGUUUUGCAACUAUGGCAUAGCCGGGGGUUUUGAAAACCGAGUCGUUGAUGGUGUUCAUUUUCAUAGUUUUUGAUUCGUGAAUUUAUGAGUUGGAGAUGGAUUUUAUAAACAGUGGUGGACACUAGAGGGCAACCGCCCACCCACCCCGAAUAACUUGUGAAAGCGUUUGAGUUAUAGAUGAACAACUGUAACAAAAAUGUAACAAUCAUUUUUCAACCAUGAAAGAAUUGGUAGGCUACAAAUUUUAAUUCGUACGCAAAUCACAUGUUUUCCUACCAAGCUGAACAAUAAUUACGUACAAAACAGCGAUUUGACAAGUUCGAUGUUAUGUCUUGCUGAAUGUUAAGGACGAAUUUUAUCACCUAAUAAUGACGUCAAUUGUCGUUUGUCGCAUAUUUUCCAAAUAUCAAGGUGGAUGUAAAUCAGCCUGACAAUACUUGAAUGUUUGAAUAAAUUUCUUAUUUUAUUUGGCAGGAACUAUCGGAUUCUUCGCUUGCUUUUUCUUCGUCCGCAAGAUCUAUGGUGCUGUCAAGGUCGAUUAACAAGGACAUGUUUGUAUCAAUACUUUACUGGAAACAAGUAUUUCACUUAGGUUAUAGUUUGGCUAAUGUAAUAAAGUGUCUGGGAAAUUUUCAUGUUUAUACACGUACUCAUUCAAUAACUGUAUUAUUUUCCUCUAAUCAAGAAGAAUGUUUCGUGUGCAUGUGAAAAUUUCAAUUUUUUAAUAGGUCAACGCAAAAGUUUUGACAUACGUAACACAUGGUGAUCAAUUCUAAAGGAAAAGGCAGUCAUUGGGAGUGGCUAAAUUGUCCACUAAGCCAAGUAUAAAUUAAACAACUGUUUUGCGUUUCCGCCCGCUUCCUUUUAUUAGCCGCUUCGGUUUUUUCUUUUCUUUCGAGAAACAUUUAUUUUUUACUUGGCUCUGUCUACAUUGACCUUUUUGUUUCUUGGCAUCAAAUCCUAACCAGAUCUGGAGAAAGUGUAUAAUGUUCCUCGGAUCUUGAAUUUGCCUUUUUCAAAUUUUUCGCAAAGUGCGUAAAAUCAAUAGAAAAUUUGACCGUACAUUACGCCAUUUGUAUGCAACAACAAAGUAUUCUUGAUUGUCUUUAUGUUAUACAUGUCUCAAAUGACAGAUAAGGAAGUAUGAUUUAACGAUUCCUUGCAGUUCUUCCGUAACGUAUGUGUGAAAAAAUGAAAGUGUUCCUCACUCUUCUUGCUAAGGCAAAUGUUGCUCUGGAUCCAGGAUUCCACUUCUUUCAAGGUCUGGGGCCGGUUGUUCAAAAGCCGAUUAGCUUAACUCUAAGUUAACCUAAAUAUCAAAGCAAAUUUACCAUAAGCGUGUUUAUAAAUUUGGAAAUAUUUCUUUAGAAUCAAUAGGAAUUUCUUCCCAGAAGUUUCGAAAUCAACACAGAAAUACACAAACUAAAACAGUGGGUGAAAUUUUUACCAAGGGUUGGCGCUAAAUUAAUUCAGGUUUGAACAACCAACCCCCCGGUCUUAACUCCCAUAAGUGGCAAUACCAACCUCGCAAGCAAGGGUCUUUACUUCCGUUCGCUACGGCGCUGAAGACCCUGGCUUGCGAGGUUGUGACAAUACAUUCGAAGUUGAGCACUAUGUGUUGCACCCCACCUGUAACCAAAAAAUGUUAUGCAUUUUCAGACACUGUAUUAUAAUGACGAGGGUUAAGCAAAUCAUACAAGAGAUUGGGGCCUGAGUAUACAUUAAAGCCUCGUUUACACAUUACGACUACAUAGGUGAAUACAUAAUUCUUAUGCUUGUGCAUGUCAUCGAGUAAAGAUAUGUUGCUUCAGCAAUCGUAUACGAUAUCGGUUCGUGUAAAUGAACCUCGAUGAUAUGUUGGCUUAUGCAUAUGCAUAUACUAAAGGAUAUUUUAUGUACUUCAGAAAGCGUUCUGUGUGAAGCGCUGAUCUCAAACCUAGAACUGGAUAGAGCAACCUUUUGAAUUCAGGGAAUUCAUUCUGAAGCCAGGAUAUUUGUAACGAGGAGAGAUUUUUAAAUCUGUCACAUUCCUCACGAAUCAGAUAUAGCUUCCCACACCUCUUUGAUGAGUUUUAGAACGUUUUGAAUACGAGAUAAUGAGAGUUGAGGCGGACAUAUUGUUAUGACCUCACUAGGCAAUAUUUUUUAUUCCUAUCGAUCAUUAGAAACUUUAAGAACUUCUAACAUGUCCGUAACACCGCUGUGGAUUUGCGCUGGUCACACAAUGCAUAAACGAAGCCACUGCCGACCAUAUUAACACAUGCUCUAUCCAGAUUUUGAUUUCUAGUUUUAAGAUCAGUGAGGCGAACAGAGAAAAUGCGCCGGUGCGCGAAAGUAUAUGAGAAAAGUCCGAGGAGAGAGUUUAAUAUUCAUGUUAGUGAGUCUAUACACUACGAAACAGUACUCUAGCUGACAAGUUUCUUUGUGAUACGUAUUUAUUAUUACUUCAAUAAUCAACAAAUUUGUGUAGUCAAACUUUAGUAAAACGUUGUUUUAAUUUGUGAUCUUUUCAGAUCUGUUCUUUCGUA